Musca domestica (house fly) is the source of this 2124-nucleotide messenger RNA. RefSeq lists its product as uncharacterized. The record is from RefSeq and is a predicted model, not a curated record. The coding region runs from base 1059 to 1979 and encodes 306 amino acids. Lineage: Eukaryota; Metazoa; Arthropoda; Insecta; Diptera; Muscidae. The transcript has 3 exons.
UGAAUUUCCCCUUUUAAAUAUUCAAAUACUCAAACAAAACAACUUUUGAGUUGUUGUAUUUUAAGCUUAUUUUAUAAACUAUAUAAUUUAUUGUAAUACCUGACGAUAGAUCGUCGAGUAAACCCAAAUUGAAUAACAUUCCCAUAUAAUUUAUUUCAAAACCAAAAAAAAAUAAUUUUCUAUUUUAUACAUAACCUAUAAUAUAUAUUUAUAUACAUACUUUUUGUACUUUUUAAUAAAUAUACAACCAUAAAAAAUAAUUCCGCCGAGAAGAAGUAAACUUGUUUGAAAAAAAAAAAUUCUCAGAUUUCCGCUUUUUUUAUGUUUCCGUUUUGUUGAGCUCUUUUCUUUUGCAGUGCUAAUAAUUUGUGUGUUCUAGGAGAGGAGAUGGGAAAGGGGAGGAGAGGAGAGAAGGGUCUCUCCUUGUUUUUCUGAGGGUUAACCUGCAUCUUCAUUCAUCAUCAGCAGUGGCAUCAUCAGCAUCAUCCAGACAUUUUAUUAACCAUCCAUCAAUCCAUUCAAAAUCACCAUCAUCAUCGUCGUCGACUCUUCAUCAUUUGUAGAGCCAAUAGAAACCAAAAUCAUAUCUAAACAAAAAAUCCCAGCACCCAGCACUACUACUACCACCACCACCACCAACAACCACCUAACCAUCAUCAACCAAGCUUUAUUAUUGUCAUCAUCAUAACGCUCGCUCGCCCAUUCGCUCGCUUGCCAAUUAUCAUAUAUCUGAAAAGAAAAUGCCAAACUUCUUGUUGCCAUGGGAGCGCAAAAACUCAGGCAAAUAUUCGGCCCCAUCAUAUCGACUAAAAACAAUGAAAUACACCACUAAAAAAUCUCUAAACCAAGUAACUCUUGCGGUGCCAGCAGCUGUUCAUCAUCAUCGCUAUCGAAUCCGGGCAACUCCUCGAAUUGUCAAACAUCACCGCCACCUCCGCCUCCACAAUCGCUAAUCCGUGACUAUUGGUAUGAGUUGAAAUUUUCAGAUCUAUUCAAGUUCAUCAAUGCCGAUGGUCGCUAUCAAUGUCCACGCUAUAAUUGUUUAAAAAGCUAUAAAGAUGCCAGCUCUCUACAGCGACAUAUCAGGCCACCUGGAGUUCUUUAACCUCACCAGCAAUUCCCUGAAGGAGAACAAAACUCAGGACAACACUGAUGCCUUUAUUGUGAUGGUUGAAGAUUUGGCGGAUUUGAAUCGAGCCUCAUUGGCCUCUGAGGUGGCGGCGCCAGUGGGAUUCAAUGAUGCGCCAUCUACCUCUCAUGUGGGGCCCAUGCGUUGUGCCAGCUUGGAUUCUUGCCUAUCACGUGAUCAAUUUUUAAUCUCCAUGGUCAAUGAGUUUCUCAACGAUGGCGAUGACACGGUCAUGGAUGAGUCGAGUACAGGUCCAAAAUCUACGCCCCUGAAUAUUGUCGAGUAUAUGGAGGAGUCGAAUCAAAAUGAGGUGGAAAGUCUCAUGGAUUUCCAUCACAUCAAGGAGUUGCAGGCCGACGCCAUGGUAUCACCGCCCAGGAAUGAGGACAACACAACAUCUCCCAUUGAAAUUGUGAUGCCAUGCGAUUCACCGCCUUCGUUGUUUGUCAACAUGCCAGCAUUGCAGACAGUCAUUGCAACGCCAUCUACAGUUAGUUUCCCUAAUUCCAGUACAUCUGUGACAAAAUCUAGCACACCUAUAAGUACAACCUCCUCCACGGCCACCCCUACCGCCGCCAAAACUUCCUCUACCACCACGAAGACCACCACCUCCUCCAAAUCAUCCACGUUAAUGGUACCCGAUCGGUCCCAUGAACCGCCCACCAUAUUGUUGAACUUGAAAAAUGACACCAUUCCCACAAAUCUAAGAGAAAUUUCCUAUCAGCGAUUUGGACGCAUAAAUCGCAACCUACCAGCCGAGGUGCAUAACUUCCGAUGCCAUUUGUGUGCUUUCUCGUGUAAACGCAAGGAGCUGCUACUGCAACAUUUCCGAGAGAGGCAUCCAACCUAAAAAAGAGAAGAAAGAGCAAACCCACACAAACUCUCUCCCAAAGUGGUAAAUAAACUAAGAAAAACACAAAACUGAACUUUAAAACAAAUGAAUUCUUAAAAAAAAUUCUUAAUUUUCCCAAAAAUUAAUACAACAAAUAAUUAAC